Messenger RNA from Acomys russatus (golden spiny mouse), 2334 nucleotides. RefSeq names its product GTPase IMAP family member 8-like. The coding region runs from base 268 to 2334 and encodes 688 amino acids. Gene Ontology annotation, cellular component: endoplasmic reticulum. The record is from RefSeq and is a predicted model, not a curated record. The transcript has 6 exons. NCBI's taxonomy places the organism in Eukaryota, Metazoa, Chordata, Mammalia, Rodentia, Muridae. Gene Ontology annotation, molecular function: GTP binding.
UGCCCAGGAUAUUCAUACCUGCCAUAUUCACCUUCAGCCUGAGAUCCUGCUCCCCAGCUCCUCUGCAUCCUGAGACUGCUGGUACCCAAAGGCCAACUGCACUCAGGAGACCCACAUCUGGAUCAUGAACGGGGACCCUUAGAAUGCACAGAAGAGGAAACACUUUGAAAUCCUCCUGACAGGGAGGCUGGGCUCCGAGGGACCUGGUGAAUCCUUGUGUGGCUCCUGGCUCUUUUUAGGAUCAGUUCCACUGGCCUAAGGCUAGAGAUGGCCACUUUAUCCUAUCACGCAGCAGCUGGAAGCCAGGUGGAGUCCAGAUGUAAGACAUCAACAGGCCAGGGGGAAAGACCAAGCAACAGCCAAGGCCAGGAGGAUAAUUUCAAGCAGAGCCAGGGAACGUCCACACUGCGGCUCCUCCUCCUCGGGAAACAUGGCGCAGGCAAAAGCGCCACAGGAAACACCAUUCUGGGCAAAGCCGUGUUCAAGUCCAAGUUCAGUUAUCACAUGGUAACCAACAGGUGCCAGACUGGGAGUGUGUCGGUGAGAGGGAAGCAGGUCAUGGUCAUCGAUACCCCAGAUUUUUUCUCCUCGUUGGCUUGUACCGAGUUUAGGCAGCAGAGCCUGCAGCAGUGCUUGGAGCUCUCAGCUGAUGGUCUCCAUGCGCUGCUCUUCGUCACUCCCAUUGGCCACUAUACAGAAGAGGACAGGGAGACCAUUGAGGGCAUCCAGAAUAAGUUUGGCCCUAAUGCCUACAGACACAUGAUUGUGGUCUUCACUCAGGAAGAUGAGCUGGGUGAAGAUUCGCUGCAGGACUACAUCAAAAGUAAGAUGCCUCUUAAGGAAUUGCUUCAAAAUGUUGGGAAUCGAUAUUGCACCUUUAACAACAAGGCAGACAAGGAGCAGAAGAAGCUGCAAGUGCUCUGGCUUCUGAAUGUGAUUGAAGGAUUGAUAGCGGAAAGCAUUCAGCCAUAUUUUGUGCCCUGGAGGAUGGAUGGCAGUGAAAUCCAGGGUUGUGGGAAUAGAGCGGCAUAUGAAGAAGGAGACCAUCUGUGUGGUCCAAAGAAGAGGCAGUCUCCGAUCACAGGACCGGAUCAGGAUGUAGAGAUGCCAGAGCUGAGGGUCCUCCUUAUGGGGAAGCGUGGUGCUGGGAAAAGUGCAGCAGGAAACAGAAUCCUGGGGAAGCGGGUGUUUAAGACUCAAUACAGUGAGCAGCAGCAGGUCACCCAGACCUUUACCUCCUCCAGCAGGAUCUGGAAUGGGAAGAAAGUUCUGAUCAUUGAUUCUCCAGACAUCUAUUCUUGGAAGUUUUAUGAGUCUGUUGCGAAGACACACAUCUUUCCAGGUCCCCAUGCCUUCUUGCUGGUGACACCACUGGGCUCUUCCAUAAAGAGUGAUGAUGAUGUGUUUGAUAUCAUCAAACGUAUUUUUGGAGAAAAAUUCACAAAGUUCACAAUUAUUCUCUUUAACAGAAAAGAAGAUCUUGAGGAUCAGGAUCUAGAUACAUUCAUAGAGAAAAACCAUGCUCUCAAAAAUUUGAUCCGGAAAUUUGAAGAUAGAUACACAGCUUUCAACUACCAGGCAUCUGUGGAAGAGGGGCAGAGCCAGGUGUACAAACUCCUGGACCAAGUAGAGAGGAUGGUGCAGGCCAAAGAAAACAAGCCUUGCAUCUUACGAGAAAGAGAACUCUUAAACAUCAUCCUUUUGGGAAGGAGUGGAACUGGAAAGAGUGCAACUGGGAACACUAUCCUGGGGAAACAUGCCUUCCGCUCUCAGCUCAGCGCUCAGCCAGUCACCAGUAGAAGCCAGAGCGACAGGACGACAGUUGACUGGCAGGAUAUCGUGGUUGUAGACACUCCAUCAUUUUCCCAGUUGCCUGGUAUUCAAAUGGAUCCUUCCAGAUUAAAGGGGGAGGUCAACAGCUGUUUGUCUCUCUGUGAAGAAGGCAUGAAGAUUUUUGUCCUGGUGCUCCAGUUGGGAAGGUUCACCCAGGAAGAUGAAGCAGCAGUGCAGCAACUGGAGGCCAUUUUUGAGGGAAAAAUUGAAAGACAUAUGAUUGUUCUGUUUACACGGAAGGAAGAUCUAGGGGAUGGGACCCUUCAUGAAUAUACUAACCACACAAAUAACAAAGCCCUUAGAAGAAUACUUAACAAGUGCAAGGGGCGAGUUUGUGCUUUUAAUAACAAAGAAACUGGUCAAGAGCGGGAGACCCAAGUGAAAGAUCUGUUGAAAAUAGCCAAUGAUCUCAGGGAAAACUGUGAUGAGCAUUCGUGUUCAUGGAUGACUUUGGGCUGUCAACUAAAAACAACCCUAACCAACAAAUUUCUAGGGCAUUGA